Messenger RNA from Cucumis melo (muskmelon), 4501 nucleotides. Its product is annotated as pentatricopeptide repeat-containing protein At5g57250, mitochondrial. The record is from RefSeq and is a predicted model, not a curated record. NCBI's taxonomy places the organism in Eukaryota, Viridiplantae, Streptophyta, Magnoliopsida, Cucurbitales, Cucurbitaceae. The coding region runs from base 132 to 3392 and encodes 1086 amino acids. Gene Ontology annotation, molecular function: protein binding. The transcript has 4 exons.
UUUUUAUAUUAUAGCUCCAAAAAACAAAGAAAAGAAAAUCUAAAAAGCCGUUACCGUUCUCGGUGUGAUCGUCGGCGGAUGCGAGAAAGGAUUCAAUGGAGGGGAUUUCCAAACUCUAGUCCUUUGGAACCAUGCUCCUUCUUCUUUUCACCAUUUUCACUCCCAAACUAGUUCGUUCUUUUACCUUGUCUUCCAAUCCUUCCUCCAACAGUCGAUGUCUUCAAACCUUAUUAAAAUCUGGCUUCUCUCCUACUCUGAAAUCCAUCAACCACUUCUUUCGUUUUCUCUACCACAAUCGCAGAUUCGACUGUGUCAUUCAUUUCUUCUACCAAUUAAACGCCAAUCAAAUCAAAGGAAACUUCAAAACUCACUUGAUUCUUACAUGGGCUCUCCUCAAAUCCCAUAAGUAUGACGACGCGGAGCAAAUAUUGAAGACCCAGAUGCUGGUUUCUUCAAUUUUUCAUCGAAAUCGCCUUUGGAACUUGUUGAUUCGAGGAAUUUGUGUCAACAAAGGAGACCCAGAAAAGGCAUUGUGGGUUUUGCAGGAUUGCUUCAGAAAUUAUGCUAUCUUGCCUUCUUCUUUCACUUUCUGUGUGUUGAUUCAUAAAUUUUGUUCUCUUGGAAUGAUGGAUAAGGCAGUUGAAAUUCUAGAGCUAAUGUCUGAUGAGAAUGUGAACUACCCAUUUGAUAAUUUUGUCUGUAGUUCUGUAAUUUCUGGGUUCUGUAAUAUUGGAAAACCGGAAUUGGCUCUAAAGUUUUUCGAAAAUGCUAAAACACUGGGAAAUUUGAAACCUAAUUUGGUGUCUUAUACUGCGGUGAUUGGCGCACUCUGUAAGUUGCAUAGAGUUAAUCAAGUUUCGGAUUUGGUUUGUGAAAUGGAAAAGGAAAGUUUGGCAUUUGAUGUUGUUUUCUAUAGUUGUUGGAUUUGUGGGUAUAGUGCUGAGGGUAUGUUAUUGGAUGCUUUCAAAAGGAACAGGGAAAUGGUUCAGAAGGGAAUAAGACCUGAUACAAUAAGUUAUACUAUUUUGAUAUAUGGUCUUUCCAAGUUGGGAAAUGUGGAGAAGGCAUUUGGGGUUUUAGAGAGAAUGAGGAAAUCGGGAUUAGAACUGAGUUCGGUUACGUAUACGGUGAUUAUGCUAGGGUUUUGUAAGAAAGGGAAACUGGAGGAAGCGUUUUCUCUUUUUGAAAUGGUUAAGGGUUUGGAGAUGGAGGUUGAUGAAUUUAUGUAUGCAACUCUGAUUGAUGGAUGUUGCAGAAAAGGAGAUUUUGAUCGUGUUUUUGGCCUUCUUGAUGAAAUGGAAACAAGAGGGAUGAAAUCGAGUAUUGUUACAUACAAUACUUUGAUUAAUGGACUCUGCAAAUGGGGGAGAACAUCUGAGGCAGAUAGACUAUCGAAGGGCUUACAUGGUGAUGUUAUUACAUAUAGUACACUGUUACAUGGAUACAUUCAAGAACAAAACAUCACUGGAAUUUUCGAAACAAAGAGAAGACUUGAAGAUGCUGGGAUUUCUCUGGAUGUUAUCAUGUGUAAUGUUCUGAUAAAAGCACUGUUUAUGGUUGGCGCAUAUGAAGAUGCAUAUAUACUCUACAAGAGAAUGCCAGGAAUUGGUCUGGCUGCAAAUUCAGUUACUUAUCAUACAUUGAUUAAUGGAUAUUGUAAUAUUGGUAGGAUAGAUGAGGCAGUUGAGAUAUUCAAUGAGUUCAAGUCAGCGUCUUGCGAAUCAGUAGCUGUUUACAAUAGUAUUAUUAAAGCACUAUGCAGAGAAGGUCGUGGAGAAGAGGCCCUUGAGGUGUUUAUUGAACUGAACCUCAAUGUUUUAACUUUGGAUGUAGGUAUGUGUAAGAUGCUUAUCAGAACCAUUUUUGAAGAGAAAGGUGCAGCUGGGCUUUGUGAAGCACUGUAUGGGAUGGAAAAGGUGGGACAAGAGGUAUACAAUGAUACAUGCAAUGAUGCUAUUCGGUUUCUAUGCAAGAGAGGUUUCUCAGAGAUGGCGAGUGAAUUUUAUUCAAGGAUGAUGAGAACCCGUUUGCUUCUUGAAAAGAAAACAUUUUAUUUCCUCAUAAAAGCGUUGAAUAGUGAAGGGAAGACAUGGAUUAGUCGGCCUAUUUUCAGUAACUUUUUGAAAGAAUAUGGCCUAUCUGAGCCCAUUGUUAAGCAGAUUAUUGUGGACUUUCAAUGCACGAAGUUCACUCUCCCAACUUCAGAGAAAAUGGAAGAGAGUUUUUCAACAUUUAUGGUACCUAAUACUAUGUUUAAAAGGCUAGUAAGAGAAAGAAGAUUUUCUGAUGCUUAUAACCUUGUAAUGAAGAGAGGAAAUAAUCUCUUGCUUGGUGACAUAUUUGAUUAUUCAACUCUGGUUCAUGGUCUUUGUAAAGGUGGACAAAUGAGUGAAGCAUUAGAUAUCUGCGUUUCUGCCAAAACAAAUGGAAUGAAGUUGAAUAUUAUCUGCUAUAAUAUAGUCAUAAAGGGACUGUGCCUCCAAAGUCGUCUUAUCCAAGCAUUCCAGCUCUUUGAUUCACUGGAAAGAUUAGGCUUGAUACCUACUGAAAUCACAUAUGGGACUCUAGUUGACUCCUUAUGCAGAGAAGGAUACCUGGAAGAUGCAAGGCAGUUGUUCGAGAGGAUGAUCCCAAAAGGUCUUAAACCAAAUACCCAUAUUUACAAUUCACUGAUUGAUGGUUACAUCAGGAUUGGUCAAAUUGAAGAAGCCUUUAAGCUUUUGCAUGAAUCAAGGACAGGAGCCUUUAAUCCUGAUGAAUUCUCUGUGAGCUCUGCAAUCAAGGCUUAUUGCCAAAAGGGUGACUUGGAAGGUGCUCUUUCCAUCUUUUUUGAGUUCAAGAAUGAAGGCAUUUCACCUGAUUUCUUGGGCUUCUUAUAUUUGAUAAGAGGACUUUGUGCCAAGGGAAGAAUGGAAGAAGCACGGGACAUACUCCGUGAGACAAUACAGUCCCAAUCGGUGAUGGAGUUGAUUAACAAGGUUGAUACUGAAAUCGAAACUGAUUCUAUAGAAAGCGCUCUCACCCAUUUAUGCGAGGAAGGACAUAUCUUAGAAGCAUAUACCAUUCUAAAUGAAGUAGGCACUAUAUUUUUCUCUGCUCAUAGGCAUUCUACUAUUUACAAUCAACCUCAUAAAUUGCAUAUAAAUGACGAGAGAUCUGUAGAUAUUAUUCAUUCUGGAACCAAAGCCUAUCCAUAUGCCAGUUUUCCAAAUCUUGGAUCCUCAGAUGUUAAUACAAUUGAAAACAUGGAGGACGAGAAUCUGGAAAAGAGGCCUCAUUUUGAAGAUUUCAACUUGUACUAUACUCUGCUUUCUUCCUUUUGUUCUGAAGGAAAUGUUCAAAAGGCUACUCAAUUAGUGAAAGAAGUAAUUUCCAAUUUAGACAGAGGCUAAUUGUACAGGAGGAAAACAAAAGAACUUGGUUUCUUCAAUGUGGGGGAAAAAGGAAAAGAAUUUCUAUCCCCCAUCGGCAAAGGAAAUUUUCUCUGCCCUGGACGGAGGCUGAUUGCAUAACAGCAAUGGUCUUGAUUAUCUCUCCAAGGGGUUCCCUCUCCAUUAAUGUGAAAAGCGUAGCAUUUCUCUGGACAGGAUUUGGUCUGCUGCUCCUAUCUUUUAAGGGUCAGGAAGGAAAAUUCUCUAUUUAUGUCCAAGCAUGUAAGCAAAACCUGGUACAUGUCAACCAUACCUUGCUGGUCGGCAACUUGUGUAGAAAUCUUUGGAAUUCGUGUUACUGCAUUGAGUGCUCUAGCAGAAAUCUAAGACUUGGGCCAUACAACAGCAAUUGUAGCUGGAAUUGAUGGAAUCCCUGUGAGAAUUUGGUAAAGCAAGUGGGAUGGCUUCCUUUGACAAGUGAGGGAGAGAGAAAUGGCUCAAUUUAAAGCAUUUGAUUUGUUGCUGAUGCAGUUGCAGCUAUUGAGAUCAGGAGUGUACCUCGAAUGACUUUUGGAAACCUAAAACAUGAGUUGUUUUUCCAAUGUGUAUACGAUGACUCAGGUCAUGUUGAAUCUUGCCAACUCCCACGUUCUCAACAUUCACAAGCUACACAACUCUACAAACUAACCUUGCAAGUUUACCAUUGCCAUGACCGUUUCUCGUGCCGUAAAACAUGUCGCGAGGAAGAAACCUAUACAAUUACUAGAAUGGACCCUACUGUUGCCAUAGUGGUGAAUCCUCCAACAAUGGCUUUCCAGUUCAGUUCUCCGAGAACACUUUAGUUAUUCUCGCUGCUCGAUCAGUGACAGGAACAUAAUUUCUCUAAGAUUCCAUUGAAAGCUUAUGUGUUUAUAUCUUUUUGUAUUUGUUUGGAACAAGCUAAAAUAGGAUGUUCGGUGUAAUUUGUCAGAAAUAUGUUUGUGGAUGUAAAAAUCAACCUUAGAACAAGAAGUGAGGUGGCUCAUGGUUUCUUCCACAUAAGUUUUGAUUGCCUAGUUUCUCUAGCUUCCAUUGAUAAACAUUUAAUUUUUAGUGUUUGGUUUAUUUAUUUAUUUAUUUUUUGUCUUAAA